UGGAGAGCGCUGCUGGAUCUGCAGUGUAAGACUGGAAACAUCAAGGCUGAAUGGACUUUAGCGUCAAAAGAAGUUCUCCGCUGUUAACACGAAAAAUUAACCACAUCAAAAUGAAGCAGGUACCAGAGAUCCUUGGAAAUGCCAAUGGGAAAACACAGAAUUGUGAAGUGAAUCGUGAGUGCUCUGUCUACUUGGGCAAAGCACAGCUUUCUGCCACUCUACAGGAAGGCGUCAUGCAAAAAUAUAAUGGCCACGAUGCUCUCCCGUUUAUUCCAGCUGAUAAAUUGAAAGAUCUAACUUCUCGUGUGUUUAACGGGGAAUCUGGGACCCAAGAUGCCAAGCUGCGCUUUGAGCCUCAAGAAAUAAAAGGAGUUGGAACACCACCCAACACUACUCCUAUCAAGAAUGGCUCUCCAGAAAUUAAGCUGAAAAUCACUAAAACUUACAUGAAUGGAAAACCUUCAUUCGAAUCCUCCAUUUGUGGAGACAAUGGUGCGGAAGUGUCCCAGUCAGAAGAAAAUGAACAAAAAACAGCAAACAAGGAGCGGAGAAAUAGAAAAAGAAGCAUAAAAUAUGACUCCUUACUUGAGCAGGGUCUUGUCGAAGCAGCAUUAGUUUCAAAGACUUCAAGUCCCACUGAAAAGAAGACUUCUGUGAAGAGAGAUGCAACUCAAAUUACAGUUAAAGAAGACAAAGUCCAUCUAUUGAAAUACAAUAUAGGGGAUCUAGUCUGGUCAAAAGUGUCUGGUUUCCCAUGGUGGCCAUGUAUGGUUUCAGCUGAUCCUGUUCUUCAUUCCUACACUAAAUUAAAAGGACAGAAAAAGAGUUUUCGUCAGUAUCACGUACAGUUCUUUGGAGAUGCCCCAGAACGAGCUUGGAUAUUUGAGAAAAGCCUUGUGCCAUUCAAAGGAAAAGACCAGUUUGAACAAUUAUGCCAGGAAAGUGCAAAACAAGCCCUCACAAAAGCAGAGAAAAUAAAGAUGUUAAAGCCUGUUUCAGGGAAACUGCGACCCCAAUGGGAGAUGGGCAUAAAGCAAGCAAGUGAAGCACUAGGCAUGUCAGUGGAAGAGCGGAAGGCCAAGUACACCUUUCUCUAUGUUAGAGAUAGACCUCAUCUUAAUCCUCGAGUGGCAAAAGAAGUUGGUAUUGCUGUGGAACCUUUAGAGGAGAUAGAUGAAUUGUCUUACGGAAAUGAAGGAACCACUCAAAGUCUGAAAUCAGUGAAGGAAUCUGGCAUUCCCAACAAGAGAAGGAGAAGGACAUCAAAACUGCCUGCAGCAAAUGAUACUCAAGAAAGUAAUGAGUCGGGGACUAAGAAUACUACACCCCAAAAGGCAUCUGAACAGGCAGAAUCCAAAAGAGGGAUAGGCUCCCCUGUCACUAGAAAGAAAACUGCAGCAUCCACUCCACGAAGCAGAAAGGGAGAUGCAGUGUCUCAGUUCUUGGUCUUUUGCCAGAAGCACAGAGAUGAGGUGGUUGCUGAACAUCCAGAUGCUUCAAGUGAGGAGAUUGAAGAACUGCUUGAAUCGCAGUGGAACAUGCUUAGUGAAAAACAGAAAGCUCGCUAUAACACAAAGUUUGCCAUAGUGACCUCUCCCAAAUCUGAAGAAGACUCUGGUUCAUCAUUGAAGAAUAUUGGAGAGACCAAACGUAAAGUGUUUCAAGACUCACCUAAAAGGAGAUCAAGAUCCAGAAGUAACUUACAUGGAAAUAAAAGAAAACAAAAAAAGAGGACAAAGGAACCAACAGAAGAUUUUGAAGUUCAGGAAGCACCUAGGAAAAGACUCAGGAUGGAUAAACAGAAUAAUCGGAAGAGGGAGACAAGCAAUGACAAAACAGCAAAAACAAACUCUACUAAGGUCACAGAAACCUCCUCUUCACAAAAGAACCAGUCAGCAAUGAAAAAUCUGUCUGAUGCAUGUAAACCACUGAAGAAGCGAAAUCGGGCUUCAGCAGCAGAAUCUUCAACUCUUGCUUUUAGCAAGGGUUCAUCUCCUUCAGCUUCCUUAACUGAGAAUGAGGUCUCAGAUGGUCAAGGAGAUGAGCGGUCGGAGUCUCCCUAUGAAAGUGCAGAUGAGACUCAGACAGAAGUAUCUAUAUCAUCUAAAAAAUCUGAGCGAGGAGCUGCAGCAAAAAAAGAAUAUGUAUGUCAGCUGUGUGAAAAAACAGGUGAUCUCCUGCUUUGCGAAGGAAUAUGUUUUGGAGCAUUUCAUGUAAGCUGCCUCGGGCUGUCUGGGAGACCAGCAGGAAAGUUCAUCUGUAGUGAAUGUACAUCAGGUGUGCACACCUGUUUUGUUUGUAAGGAGAGAAAGGCAGAUGUGAAACGAUGUAUUGUAUCCCACUGCGGAAAAUUCUACCAUGAAGCAUGUGUAAAAAAAUUUCAUCUUACUGUGUUUGAGAACAGAGGUUUUCGAUGUCCUCUCCACAGUUGCUUGAGCUGUCAUGUUACUAACCCCUCAAAUCCAAGAGUGUCAAAAGGCAAAAUGAUACGGUGUGUUCGCUGCCCUGUGGCUUACCACGCUGGAGACAUUUGCAUUGCUGCAGGCUGUGCUGUGAUCGCUUCCAACAGCAUUGUGUGUACCAAUCAUUUCACAGCCAUGAAAGGAAAAAGUCAUCAUGCGCAUGUCAAUGUGAGCUGGUGCUUUGUGUGCUCAAAAGGAGGUAGCUUGUUGUGCUGCGAGUCAUGUCCUGCAGCAUUUCACCCAGACUGUUUAAACAUUGAAAUGCCAGAUGGUAGCUGGUACUGCAAUGACUGCAGGGCAGGGAAGAAACUCCGUUUCCAGGAUAUCAUUUGGGUCAAGCUAGGAAAUUACAGAUGGUGGCCUGCAGAAGUUUGCCAUCCAAAAAACGUCCCUCCAAAUAUCCAGAAAAUGAAGCAUGAAAUUGGAGAGUUUCCUGUGUUUUUCUUUGGUUCUAAGGAUUAUUACUGGACGCAUCAAGCUCGUGUAUUUCCAUAUAUGGAGGGAGACAGGGGGAGUAGAUACCAAGGAAUUAAAGGAAUUGGAAAAGUCUUCAAAAAUGCUUUGCAAGAGGCUGAAGCUAGAUUUCGAGAAAUAAAACUUCAGCGAGAAGCCAAAGAAACCCAGGAAAAUGAACGUAAACCACCACCGUACAAACACAUAAAGGUGAAUAAACCUUGUGGUAAGGUUCAGAUUUACACUGCUGAUAUUUUUGAGAUUCCCAAAUGCAACUGCAAACCCACAGAUGAAAACCCUUGUGGCUUUGAUUCUGAAUGCCUAAACCGGAUGCUGAUGUAUGAAUGUCACCCACAAGUUUGUCCAGCUGGAGAACGCUGCCAGAAUCAGUGCUUUACCAAACGUCAGUACCCUGAAACAAAGAUAAUCAAAACGGAUGGCAAAGGCUGGGGUUUGGUUGCCAAGAGAGACAUAAAAAAGGGAGAGUUUGUGAAUGAGUAUGUUGGUGAACUAAUUGAUGAAGAGGAGUGUAUGGCAAGAAUCAAAUACGCACAUGAAAAUGACAUCACUCACUUCUAUAUGCUCACUAUUGAUAAGGAUCGUAUUAUUGAUGCUGGUCCCAAAGGAAACUAUUCUCGUUUUAUGAAUCACAGCUGCCAACCAAAUUGUGAGACUCUAAAAUGGACAGUAAAUGGAGAUACACGCGUAGGCCUGUUUGCCGUGUGUGAUAUUCCUGCAGGGACAGAGCUGACUUUCAACUACAAUCUUGACUGUCUGGGCAAUGAAAAAACUGUCUGUAAAUGUGGUGCCCCAAACUGCAGUGGAUUUCUUGGGGACAGACCAAAGAAUUCUUCCACUAAUGCUUCAGAAGAAAAAGGCAAAAAGACCAAAAAGAGAACGCGGAGACGUAAAACAAAAAGUGAAGGAAAGAAACAGUCUGAAGACGAGUGUUUCCGUUGUGGUGAUGGAGGACAACUUGUUUUGUGUGACAGGAAAUCUUGUACGAAAACUUAUCAUCUCUCCUGUCUUGGUUUGGUGAAACGUCCUUUUGGAAAGUGGGAGUGUCCGUGGCACCACUGUGAUGUGUGUGGGAAACCUUCCAUGUCUUUUUGCCAUUUCUGCCCAAAUUCUUUCUGCAAGGAACACCAAGAUGGGACAGUACUAAAUUCUACAUUAAAGGGACAGUUAUGCUGCUCUGAACAUGUUCUUGGGGUAGCUUCUGUUGCAACUCAGAAGACUCGAAGACACCCCAGAAAAAUGACCAAGUUGAAGCGCAAGAGAAGACAAAGGACCAGAUGGAUGAGAGCUGAAUGCAAAUAGUAAUGGACUGCAGUAUCUACUGCCAACACUAUCUUGUAGAUAAGUUGUGAAUAGGGCCAGGGAAGAACAUGGUUUUACAUAUAUUCUGUAAAGGUUACAUUUUGGGAGGGGAUGCGGAAGCAUUUUUUGUUUUUGUGUUUUUUUAAAUCCACUGAGCCAACCACAGCAGUCUUCUGCUGCAUCUGCACUGAUAACGAACUGUGGCAUACAUAGUUCAGAAUUUUUCAGGACAAACCAAACUUAUUAUUCAGCAUUACAGUUACACUUGAAUUGUUACGAAUGUAUAAGGUUCCCUCCAAUAUUUUUCAAGUUGGAGGUAGGUUAAAUCAAAGCAGGUAGGCACAUUAUAAAUGUAGGUUUUGAGAUGUAUUUGCCAUCCAGCAGAUGUUUAAAAUAGUAUAUCCUUGAAAGAAAUUAUUAGGUGUCAAGUUUUUUGGUCUAUAGUCCCAAUUUAUAUCUGAUUGCCUUGAGUGAAUUGUUGAGCAAGUAUUUGAGUGCCAUUUACAACCCGGGUGCUUAUCUGAUUAUAAUCAACACACUUUUUAAUUUGUUCUUGCUCUUAUAAAAUGGUUGUCUAGUUGUUCUUAAAGAUAUUUUUAAUAUCCUUCAUGAAGAAGUACAGUGAAUGGUGAGAAAAAGCUCACCUGUCCUAGAGAGGGAAAACCUUAUAAAAGAUUUUUUUUCUAUACUGUUUUUUCCUGUAUUUCAUUUUAGGUAAAUAGAAAUACACUUGAUCUUAUAGAGUUGACAAGUCUGGACUCAAAGGGAUAUUGUUUUACAAUCUCGGCCCAAUAUUUAGGAUUUUUAUGUUCUUAAUAAAAAAAAAAAUCUUACAACACCUAAUAUUAAGAGAAUAGUUCAUUAUUUUUCUUAAAACCAAUAAAAAAUUUCACAGGCAAUCAUGUCUGCACUCAAUCCAAACCUUGCAGCUUUGUGAUAGUGCGAGAAAUAGUGACUUGAUAGCAAACUGCAGAAUGACAAGUCAGUAGAAAUUAUUUUAAAAAUAAACUGGAAUUUUAAAGAAACACAAUUAUUAAAAUAAUAAAUGUGACCUACUUGUCCCUUUCUAAAUAGCAUUUAUAAAACGGACUGCUUGACUUCAAGAACAGACUUUGUCAUUCCAUUCUCGUUGAAGAGCUCAGAAUUUGUUUCAGUAACACUUUUAUUUUCUUGACCCCUGUUAGGUUCCAGACUUGCAGUGUGGUGCAUAUACAAGACUUAGGUUUAAUGGAAAUCACUGUAGAACUAGGAAAAAAUGGUGAAGGAAAAUAUCUUAAAUAAUUUUGCUUACUAUUUUCUACCUUAUAUGUGUAAUUGGUGUGCAGUGAGGCAGUGUUAUAAACCAGUUCUGACUUGUGCAGUCAUUACCUACCCCAUGGAAACACAAUGUGGGCCUUCAUGACCAUUUAAUAAUUUGUAUAUGUUCUAGCUUAGUGUGCCUUUAAUAGUGCAGAAACUCUGUGUAGGUUGUUUUUUUUAAAUGACGCAUAGCUAUAUUAUAAAGUGUAUAUUUUUUCAAAGUAUUUUUCAGGGUUUAAUUGCAGUUCUAGUUAUUUGAAUGAUUGAAAUCUACAUCUGUUCCCAGUACAUGAGAAUGUUUACUUUUUUAUUAGAUUUUAAUUGCAGAAGUUCUAAAAUGUACCAUUAUUCUGUGCUAAGAACUGAUUUUUUUUUAAAUUUCUUUUGUAAUAGAGCAACUGCUUUGUUUUGUGGAUCAAAAUUUUAUAAAUACUGUUCGAAGGUU
Messenger RNA from Alligator sinensis (Chinese alligator), 5979 nucleotides. It is a transcript of the gene NSD2, whose product is annotated as nuclear receptor binding SET domain protein 2. Gene Ontology annotation, cellular component: nucleus; chromatin. Gene Ontology annotation, molecular function: protein binding; histone H3K36 methyltransferase activity. NCBI's taxonomy places the organism in Eukaryota, Metazoa, Chordata, Crocodylia, Alligatoridae. Bases 51 to 4235 code for a protein of 1394 amino acids. The transcript has 23 exons. The record is from RefSeq and is a predicted model, not a curated record. Gene Ontology annotation, biological process: regulation of DNA-templated transcription.